UGCAAACACGUACACUAGAAAUUUUAUCCAUAAUCGUUCUUAAGAAGUUAGAAAAAAAAAAUGAAGUUUCCCGUUACUAGCAUUUUGGUUAGAGUGCUAGCUCUAACCAUGCUCAUCUUGGCUCUAAGCCAUGUGGGUCAGUCUAAAGGUUCAGGUUGGAAACAAGGAGGUUCAAAAUCGAGUCAUGGUCAUAAAUCCUAUGGUUCUACUCAUGGGCAAAAGAGCCAUGGUUCCAAGGGUCGACAUGUGGGUCGUGGAAAUAACAAGCCCCCUAAAAAUAUUCCUACCCCAAUCACUCCAAGUCCGCCUCUUAGCCCUCCUUCGAGUCCUCCUACCCCUACUAGACCUUCGGGUUUGCAGGUCGGCUUUUAUAAAGGUCUAUGCCCUAACAAACUAGUGGAUAUUGAGGCAGUGCUUGAAAUCAAAGUACAAGAACAUUUCCGAAAGGAUCCAACUAUUCUUCCUGCCAUCCUUCGUAUGCAAUUUCAUGAUUGUUUCGUACAUGGAUGUGACGCAUCAAUCCUUAUAAAUGGACUUUCUACGGAGAAAACAGCUGGUCCCAACCUUAGCGUAAGAGGAUAUGAAUUAAUUGAUGCCAUGAAAGCUAUAGCCGAAGCACAAUGUCCAGGAGUUGUUUCGUGUGCUGACAUUAUUGCUAUUGCUACUAAGGAGCUUAUCAAACUGGGAGGUGGGCCAAACUAUUCGGUACAAACCGGACGAAGAGAUGGACUAGUGUCAAGAGCCCAAGAUGUUAACCUUCCGAGCCCAUUUUUGACAGUUAGUGAAACUAUUUCAGCAUUCAGCGCUAAAAGAUUUACAACAGAAGAGAUGGUUAUUCUUUUAGGUUGCCACACAGUUGGUGUCUCAAGCUGUGCAUUCUUUCAAGAUAGACUUUACCAAGGUACUACCCAAUUUGACCCAAUUAUGGACCCAACUCUUCGCCAACAACUUAUGCCAACAUGCCCUAAGGGCAUAACAGCGAACAAUUCCACAUUUCUUGACCAAAAUCCACGAAGCUCAAAUAUAGUCGACAACUCUUUCUUUAAUCAAAUACAAAAGCAAAGAGGAAUUCUCCCAAUCGACCAAGCAUUGGCUCGUGAUCCUAAAACUAUUCCCUUUGUUCAACAAUUCGCGCAAAGUGCUUCCUUAUUCAACACUAAAUUGGCUAAUGCCAUGGUGAAAUUGCAAGCUCUUGAUGUACUAACAGGCAACCAAGGAGAAAUUAGAAAAACGUGCAGUAGGUUCAACUAAUUUAUUUCAAAGUUGCUUCUGAUAGUGAAAUUUGAUAGAUGAAUUGAAGGCUGCAUCAUAUCAAACCCUACGUUGAGAAGUUGUUGAGUUUUUUUUUUUACACUAUAGAUUUUUUUUAUCAUUACAAAUGCUUUUAAAUGUAAUUAUAUGUUCCCUUUCUUAGCCAAUGAUCAUUCAGAUUUUAAUUUAUUUAGUAUCAAGUAAUUUUCAUUCUAAAAUACUCCAAUGCAAGUUGUUUGAAUUUUUAAAAAAGUAUUAUUAAAGUUGCACUUGAUUGCAAUGCAAAUAGAAAUAGAAUCAAGCAUUCCUUAUUUUCAUAUCUUAACUCAAAAAAAAAAAAAAAAAAAAUUAUACUUGGAUUUCAACCAAUAGUUUAAGCUUUUAGUUAGUUUUGAUGCAAAUUACCAUA
Molecule: messenger RNA, 1660 nt
Organism: Chenopodium quinoa (quinoa)
Lineage: Eukaryota; Viridiplantae; Streptophyta; Magnoliopsida; Caryophyllales; Amaranthaceae
Product: peroxidase 57-like
Exons: 3
Coding region: 61-1251 (396 amino acids)
Biological process (GO): hydrogen peroxide catabolic process; response to oxidative stress
Molecular function (GO): heme binding; peroxidase activity
Source: RefSeq, a predicted model, not a curated record